Orbicella faveolata is the source of this 4001-nucleotide messenger RNA. RefSeq lists its product as uncharacterized. The record is from RefSeq and is a predicted model, not a curated record. Lineage: Eukaryota; Metazoa; Cnidaria; Anthozoa; Scleractinia; Merulinidae.
AUAAAAUACCCCACUUCAUUAUUUAACAGCACUAGAAACAUGUUUGAAUUGUUAACAUUAAAGGCCGAAAGUUGUGUAGCAUUCGUGAACACGUCUUCUAUUUCUUGUCCAUACCAAAAGCAAAGGAAAUAAGAGAUGUUAGCCUCUUCCAGGCUUCCGGCUCGUUGUUAAGGAGUCGCGUAUAUGGGGUGAGGAGUUGGAGCCUGGAAAAUCGGCUGCAAAUAGGCUAAAGCACUGUAAAGCAAAUUAAGUCUUCAAGUGUGAGCUCGCAACGAAAACGCUUGGAAAAUUCCCAUUUUGUGCCUCGCAGAAUCCCGCCCGUCACGCUAGCAGUCUCAUGUGUGGUCCUUAUAGACUUUUCAUCUCGUACUCAUGUGAUGCGUAACACUUGCCACGCCAUGGCGUAAACUAUAUCCAAAAAUAUAACCUUUUAAUUCCAUUAGACCUUUUCUGUUCCUAGGAACCCGUAGUAUUCAUCAAAUGUAAGCUUCAUUUUCGAUAAAAUUUUAUUAGUGUCAGUUUCUCAUUGCGCAGAUGUAUUUUGUUUUUCUAUUUAGCCCUUUUGAAUGUUGUAAUUUCACUUUAUAGUAAACAACUCAGUAAACAAAACAUCAUGAUUUACCAGUAUUGUAUUUAACGCUGUUGAUUUAAUAAUUAUUGACAAAACGAACUUUGAAAGUUUUUCAGUUUCGCACUUCGGAACACAAGGAAGAGAAAGAGUCUACCGGAAACGAUUGCGUGACGUUGCGUUACGUUCGUGUCUAUCGCGCAGUAGAGAGAAUGGAACCGAGACAUGACGGUCACGGUAGAACACGUAUUAAAAAGAAAGAAAGACAGAAAUGGCGAAGCAAAGAAGCUGUUUUCAACUCUUACUUCUAAGUACAACCUUUCUAAAUUUUAAUGACGUAUUGUCUUUUUCAACUGCUCAAGAAGACGCGCCAUUUUAUCAUCAAGAUUCCCAAGACGACGUAAUACGAGAGUACGUCAAAUACUUCGCCAGGCCGACUGUAUCGAGUCCGCUAAAAAAAUUUCUCCAUAAACCGACUACGUUGAUCGCUUUGGCAAAGGCAGCUGAACUAGCCGUCGAUAGUUACAGCAAGAAGUCGAAAAGAACUUGCCGACUUCGGGGGAUUCUCGAUUUAAAAGAGUUACGCAACAACACGGACUAUUGGUUUCACAUUUUGGUGCUGGAGGAAGACACAUUCCUCACGGAAGCCUUCUUCGAGGUAGGAAUCCCUCAGCCGCUCGACAAAGCCAGGAAAGUAGACUUCAGCACGUUCAAAUUCAGUGAAUUCAAGACCAUAGGACGAAAUGAAAACGACUGUGACCAACUGAGCAAACUUGCAGACUGCUCCAAAUGCGGUUUCGGCGGCAGAUGCGAAAAGGGCACCGCUCAUAUUUCUACCUGGCUCGCAUUUGCUCUAAAAACACAACGAGAGAUUCAAAUCGACGAACCAUUUGACCGGAUACAAAUGGUGUCCGCGCACAAUGCGUUUAACGACCGUUCAGACGGGUACGGUGAACUGGACUACUGCCCCUGGCCACCACCCUACGAAAAUGUUUGCCUGGACUUAGCCAAUCAGGAGUUCAGUUUUACUGAUCUACUCAACAUGGGUGUGCGAGCCAUGGAGAUCGACCCCUGGUGGUGUUUUGGUAAGAUGCUCAUGAGUCAUAACUACGAGAAAGCGUAUGAGGGAUGUGCUCCUUGGGACAGGGAGUUUGAGGACGGGAUCAAAGAAAUUGGUGAAUGGAUAAACAAGCCAGAAAAUUCUCAGGAAGUCAUUCGCUUGUAUUUUGAAGAUGGUGCCACCCACACAUAUGGCCAUGACGCUUUGAUCAAUGGCCCAGUAGCAAAAUAUCUGGGAGAUAAAGUCCUCACACCCAAUGACUCCAGGAAGUAUUUUCCAGGAAGGUGGCCCACGUUAAGAGAGCUGAGGAAAAUCAACAAAACUGUCGUCAUAGCUGGGUUUGGUGAUCAACACGGUGGAGAGUACAUUUUUGACAGAUAUUGGGAAGAAUUGACACGGAACGACUUUGUUGCCAGCCCCAACUGUUCAGGGAUUAACCGCGAUAAGCCAUCAAGAGUGUUCUGUGACAGCACUGAGUACCUCUUCUUUUGGAAUGGUCCAAAAGAAACUGGUGUGAUUCUUGACUUUUCAAGGUUUAUGAAGUGUGGUGUGACAUAUCCAGCCGCAGAUCAAGUCAAUCCUGUUUUACUGGAAACUGCUGUGUUCACAUGGGCACAAGGUGAACCAUCAAAACCACUAACAGAAACAUCCUGUGUGCUACUGGAUGGCAAGACAGAAAAGUGGCAUCUGGGCAACUGUCUAGAGGAGUAUCUGUUUGCUUGUCAAUCAAUCAAAAAUGUCACUGACUGGGUUACAAGUACUGUGCCAGGACAGUACACUAAACCGGUUUGUCCUGGUGGAUACGAUUUUAGCAUUCCCCACAAUGGCUUCCAACAUCAACAGCUUAUUAACGCCAUGAACGACAAAACAGUGUGGGUUAAUAUCACACCUUACAUUCACUUACUGGUAUGAUACUAACAGGCUGUAAGCCAGGGGGACAUGUACCUCUCUGUCUUUUUAGGGAAAAUUAACCCUUAACCCCAAUGAUUCCCUAACUAUUGGCACCUAAACAGGGUGAUAUUUUGGUAAAUUCAUAUUGAUUUUUAAAAGCAUAAAUUAAUGAUUAUUAUUUGCAACUUGUCCCCUUGGGAAAGACUUCCAUAUAAAAGGACAGGGGUGCUUAUUGGAAAUGUUGAAAGCAACCCCUAGAAGGUACCAAGAUCCUGGUUUGUGGGCGUGGCAUGAAAUUAUUUUCACCCCUAAGAGGUACCAAUUCUAAAACAACACAUUGUUUCCUGUCAUAUUCUUUUUGGCUUAAUUCUCAAGGUACCACAGAGGCUCCUGCUGUGGACCUGUCGAGGCUGAACACCCUAAGAGGCACCAAACCCCUAAAAGGUGCGACGAGUACCCCUGUCCUUUUUAUAAGGGAGGGGGCCCCCCUGGCCUUGACCAUGUUAGGAGAAUUUGAAUUUUCAAAUAUUGGCUUAUUGGGUAAAUGGUUUAACAGUUGUGGCCACUGGAGAGUUUCAAAAUUAAUCAAAUAUUUCAGGUCCAGUGCAGUUUUAAAAAUUUCGCUGACACGGAUUUUUACCGUUACAAACUUUUUUUUAAAAAAAAUGUAUGAAGCUUAAUUGGAAUUUCCAGAGGGGAUGGGGGGGUCUUAGAAAAAAUCCCUUCCGUGGGGGAGGUAUGGAUAUUUUCUGGAACUACACAUUUUGCAACAUAGUGAGCAACCCUGAAUAUAAUUAUAUCGCUGAAGGAUUUAAUAAUAUAUUACAUAGUCUGUUUCUACCCUAAGAAAACAGAUGAGUGUCUCCUGGUUGAGGUUUUUGGGAACAAGGGAACAUGUUCAUCUAUUUCAAGGGAACAAAGGAUAUUUUUGGGAUUAAUUUGAAGGAACAAGGGAUAUCUCUGCAUGGAAACUUUGACAAAAAACUUAAGGGAACAAUAGACCCUUUUCAUAAAUGGCUGCCAAUUUAAAAUUCUUUUGUAUGCAUUUAAAUUAGCUUUACUAACCUCAUUUCAGACUAAAAAUUCUUUUGAAUCACCAACUUCAAAAUGAGGUUAGUAAGGCUAAUUUUAAUACUUGCAGAAGAAUUUAUAAUUGGCCACCAUUUAUGAAAAGGGUCUAUUGUGGUCUAUGGAAUUUUUUUGUAGGGAACAAUGAAGAAAAAGUGAGAAUUUCAAGGGAUCUAGGGAACAUGGUAUGCCCCUGAAGGCCAUCACAAAUCAUCCCUUAAAUGUAAUUCAUUUAAUAUCUCUUGCAAGCUCUGAAAGAGUAUCUAUUUAGUUAAUUGUAGUUUUGAAAUGUAUUUUUAUGAAAUCAGUAAAUCAUUAAAAGUUUUUUAUGGCCAUUUUUCUUACAGUAUUUAAAUGACUGUACUUAUUUGCUUUGCCCAGAGAAUUAAGUCAUUUUUUAAGGGGAUAAUGAAA